UUUGGCUCAUCUAGUGCGAACAUCCCGAAAGGGGGAAACAUUGAUUUUCGAUGGCGACGGCAACCAUGACGGUGGCACCGCCGCCAGUUCCAGUUUACAGCAAGGAUGGCCUGUGCACAGGCACUACCGGAAGGGUUGUGCUGAAUGUGUGCCCCGAUGGCCAUUUGCUGAUUGACAAGGUGGUUACUGGUGGCCUUCUUGGCUUCAACUUCAAGCGCUGCGUACGCUGCAAUGAUCAACUGAAGACCGGCGUUGUGCGGCAUAGCUGCAAGCUUUGUGGCUUUCACCUUUGUGAAUCGUGCUGGUCACUGUGGAUGGCGCGCGACGCGCCGAAGACGUUGCUGACGGGCGCAGCGCCUUGCGGUUGCUCAACUUGGUCGACCCCGACAAGGUCCACGCCCACCACCAGGUCCACCCCAACGACACGUUCCUCGCCUGCCAGGGCGAGCAGCAGUGCCAGUGUAGCUACGAAGAUGGUGCCCGCAUGCAAAUAUGGCGCAGGCUGCUAUCAGAAGAGUUCCUGGCAUCUUCAGCAAUUUGCGCACCCGGGCGACCAUAAUUACCGGCAUGGCCUCGUGUGUUUCAGUAGUGGGCAGUUCCCAGAAUUUCAGAACCUGUGGGAGCUCUUUCAGUUCUAUGACAGAGCUGAAUCUGGGCACUUAGACAAGGAGGAGUUUAUCCAAUCGCUUCAGAGUUGCCAGCGCCUUGGCUGCGCAGAACUGCCCAGUGCAGAGGACGCCUGGACAGAGGCCGGUGGUCCUUGCACAGGAUUCCUAAAUUUUAGCCAGUUCGCCCACUUCGCAGAGGCCAUGGGGCUAGCAUUGCCUGUGGGUUUGGAAUUAUCGGGAGCACAACGGCACUGCAGGUUCCGCAUCCGUUUAAAAAACAACGGGGAGGAUGGUGAGGAGGAGUUUACCUGCAGCUGCACUUGCUUUGACCCGGACAAGCGAGGAGGAGGUGUGUUGUGCAAAUGCGGGCACAAGCUUAGCAUGCAUCGCUCCAACUAUGCUGAGGACACCUAUGCCAACAUCGAUUCGCACCUGCGAGAUGGUUGGAUCCCGGACCAGGAAGGUCUAGUGGCUGUGACCAACAAGGACUUGCUUUCAAAGCUUCAAGCAGUGCUGAACGACAGCCACAAGACCCACGACAACUGGACCCGAGACAGAGGUUGUAGGCUGCAUGGUGUGAAUGGCUGCUCUUGGGCAUGUGCCGCGAAAAACCGCUGUCCCGUGCCCAGCGGCUUCAUGUUGCAGGCAGCCUACAGGAACCAGAGCCCAGAGUUGUGGAGAAGGUAUUGUCUGAUGAAGCAGGCUAUCCGUUUAGAAUGUGCACGAGGAGAAGAAUUCCCGCAGCCUUCUUUGUUGAGUGCAGCAGACUUGGAUUCUGAGUUGGACAAGGACUGCAAUGAGUGGCGGUGCUUUCAUGGCAGCGCGCCUGAAAAGCUCCGAGGCAUUUGCGAAGCAAACUUCAAGCCUGCCAUGGCUGGCACAGGUGCUACCUGGAAGGAUCCAGGCGCCUCGAAAGGCACACCCUUGUAUGGCUUUGGCUUUUACUUCGCAGAGCGCAUCACCAAGGCAGAUGAGUAUGCGAGGCCUCUGGAAGAUGGAGAGCAUGAAGGCCUCUAUGCAGUUCUACUUUGCCGGGUGGUCGGCGGCCGUACAAAAGUCGUUACCAACAACGACAUCAACAUAGACGGGCUUCGGGGAUCUGUCUUCGAUGGCCCCUACCACUCCGUGUUCGGCGACCGUGUCACCACACUGGGAAAGCCCUACCGUGAAGUGGUGGUGUACGACAAGGACCAAUGCUACCCGGAAUUCCUUCUCCUCUAUCGGCGCGACUUCAGCUGAUGGUAAGGGCCUGAUUGGAUGGUAAAGAUGCCAAGAUGGCGCCGCCUUCAGCCGCGCAAGAGUUCCUCGCCAGAACCUUUUUCUUCAGAUGCCGCGGAUGCUAUGCAGGGUCCGUGGAUCCAAGAAGAGAAUGUGUUUGCCGAGCAUUUCUUGGAGCUUCCUGUUGCUGUACAGUUUCAACAGGUUCCACACAAGAAGGCUGUGACCGUUGAUCUUCUAGUUGCCC
Molecule: messenger RNA, 2073 nt
Organism: Durusdinium trenchii
Lineage: Eukaryota; Dinophyceae; Suessiales; Symbiodiniaceae
Source: the annotation of a GenBank genome assembly